AUUAGCAAAUUUAGUUUUACUUAAAUGUCUAAAAUCACAACACAAAACAAAAAUAGAAAAAAAAUAAAGCGUCUAGAAUCACUCCACUCUAGCAGAUAUCUUUACUGCCGUAUUAAAGGAAUUUUUCUUAACACUUUCGAAUCAACGCAAAGGAAAGUGAAGAGCAGCCAUAUGGAUCAUAGAGUAAAUGAUGAACUGAUACACUUGCAGCUGCCCGAGGUUCAAGCUGCCGACGUUGUCAAUGGACGAAACGGUGACGGUGACGGCGAUGGUGAUGGCGACGGCGACGGCGAGAAUGCAUGGCAAAGGCAACUGGAUGAUGUGCAGAUGCAAGCGAUGCGUCUGGAGAAUCCCCAAGUGGCCAUGUUGCUAGAUGCCCCGCACGAGCCGCCCAUUGAAUUGCACCACAUGCUGGAGCCGGUGAACGUGCCCCAACGGCCGCGCAAGAAACGGAGCUUUUUGACUAUCUCAAAGCCCUUUCAUGUGCAGCCGGAGAGGUGCGCUCUCAUUUCGAAUGGCUGGAGAGCAGUGCAGUGUGUCCAGCCGGAGAAACGCGGCGAAUACUUUGCCAACUAUUUGAUCAAACAUAUGAACAGUCGAAACUAUCCAAAUGGCGAAGGCUUGCCCAACCGCUGGGGUCAGUUCUAAGUUCGGCUUGGCCUUCAAUAGUUUCCUACGAGACACUGAUGAAAGGUUAAGCGUCAAUAAACCAAUAAAAGCUAAUCUAAUACAA
Molecule: messenger RNA, 733 nt
Organism: Drosophila hydei
Lineage: Eukaryota; Metazoa; Arthropoda; Insecta; Diptera; Drosophilidae
Product: male-specific protein scotti
Exons: 1
Coding region: 25-648 (207 amino acids)
Biological process (GO): sperm individualization
Source: RefSeq, a predicted model, not a curated record